Messenger RNA from Pleuronectes platessa (European plaice), 4286 nucleotides. It is a transcript of the gene gimapl, whose product is annotated as GTPase IMAP family member 9. Gene Ontology annotation, molecular function: GTP binding. The coding region runs from base 110 to 916 and encodes 268 amino acids. The transcript is spliced from 2 exons. The record is from RefSeq and is a predicted model, not a curated record. NCBI's taxonomy places the organism in Eukaryota, Metazoa, Chordata, Actinopteri, Pleuronectiformes, Pleuronectidae.
GUCUACGUUCCGCUGAGCUUGUUACUUCUCCAGGAGGAAGAAGUCCUGCCGCCGCCCGAAGACCAACAACUCCACCUGAAACACACACAAACCGGCCAUAAAACACAACAUGGACGCGACCAGACCUCAACACACAACAGCCGCAGCCGCAGGACCAGACGAGGCGGCAAAAAAGAAAGCAGCCGCGGCCCAGGCAGCCAUCCACCUUCCGGAGGUCCGACUGGUGGUGCUGGGCUGGAGAUGGCCGGGAAAGAGCCUGACGGGGAAUACCCUCUUAGGCCGAGAGGAGUUUCACCUGGAGCGAGCGGCGGAGUUCUGUGUGAAGAGGCAGACUGAGGUGCUGGGGCGGGAGGUGAUUGUGGUGGACACUCCGGGGUGGUUCUCUGCGCAGGACACCCCCCCCUCCUACAAAGAGGAGCUCGUAAGAGGAGCAUCUCUGUCGCCUCCGGGUCCACAUGCCUUCCUGCUCGUCAUCCCCGUGGGCAUGUUCACCGAGGUGGACCGUGCACGCAUCGAGGAGCACGUCAGCCUCUUCGGGGAGAACGUGUGGAAGCAUACCAUUGUGGUUUUCACGUGGGCGGAGGUGUUGAGGAAGAUUUCAAUCGAGAGGUACAUUCGCAGGGAGGGCAAGGAUCUGCAGUGGGUCCUGGAAAAGUGCAAGCGAAGGUACUUUGUCAUAAAUAACUGCAUAUACGGGGAGCAUCCGCAGGUAGGGCGCCUGAUGGAGAAGGUGGAGAGGUUGGUGGCAGAGGAAGGGGGGCACUACGGCCAAGAGGAGGCGGAGAAAGAGAAGAAAGCACCGGAGGAGAACCAGAACCCAGCCAGGGAUGUGCGGGAGCUGGGGGCCAGACCCAAACAGAACUCUGCACUGAGUUUGUCCAAAGCCAUGGAGGUGGAUCCACUUUCCAGUGAGUGAUGGAAAGAGAUGGAUUGUUGGAAAAUGUUUAAAUUGGUUUCAUAUCUCACCUCAAAUCUGAUUUGCAAAACACCAUUAAACAGAAACAAGGGGGCGGAAGAGCGUUAAGAUCCACCGACAACUGAGGUCUGACAUUUUGCCAUAUUGGCACAAUUUUUAUUUACUAUGAGACUUAGUCUGCCAUGUCUCCUCUGGUUUGCUCCCCCAAAAUACAUGAACUUCCUAUUCAACAGACACAUCCUAUCUUCUUCCUCAUCCCUCCACCAAAAUUGGAUCUCUUGAAUUUCAAACAGCUUCACUGACACUCGUGGCCCCGUUUCGUCAAAUUUAAUAUUAUCUUAAUCAUUCUAUUGCUUAUCACUAACACAAGACGAGUUGGAUUUAGAGGCGUGACACAGGCAGCAAACAGUUUGCUGAUGUCGGCUGUUUUUGUAAUUCGCCAGUAGUUGUCAUAUUGACAAACAUUGAUGCAUCCGGUUAACAGAAAAUCAUAUAUCUGGCUCACCAUGAAGUUUUACGUGCUGUCAGUUUCUUUUAGUCCAUUUCUGAUAAUUAAAGACCUUGUGAAAUAAACACAAGACUUCAACUUCCUGGAAUUUAAAGUAAACAAAAAACUCCAAUAUCCCAGUGAUUCACACAGUGUGUUGCUUUAUCUCCCUACACAACGUCCUGUUUCAACACAACACGUCACAUUAAACAAGCAACAGCGGAUUGUUCUUGCUCCUUUGACGCGGAGGGAAGGAGAUGUGAAAACAACCCGGACAUAUUUAUCGCCUUUUUAGGUCGAUAAGGCAAACUUAUCAGCAAACCUCUGGCCAGUAGUCACUCUGCUUUCAGCGCUGUUGUCGGUCUCAAUGUUGAACAGUGCGUUUUAUUAACUGUUGCUGUAAACAACACAGGGAAAGAUGAGCGAGAACCACAACAGCAAAGCGAGCUUAAAGACAGGUCAGGUGAUAACAUGACUCACCUCUUUCACAUUUAGUCCAGUGUCGUUAUAAAUAAAAUGAUUAUUGCUUCUUUCAGGAAGUAAACAAGUCAUUCGAUGAUGUAUUUAAAUUUUAAUUCCAGGCUGAUACACAUGAGAUUUCAUCAGCUUCUCUCCUAACGUUGUCCUUUCACCCUUGAAUCUGUCCGCUUGCCAUUUACUCCUCCUGUGUCCAUAGCGACCCAAAGUAGACACACAAAGAAAACAAACAAAGCAUCAUCCCUUCCUCUCCUCACACUGCUAUUUCAGUGACGUCACAGUACAUUAGCUAAAUGCAUGUAUGACAGAUCCCUAUUAAUAACUCACUGUGUCUAAUUUCUGGAUUAACCACACUCGACUGAUGGAUCCUCUAAACCACCACUAACCCUUCACUGCGUAUUUGACGAGAGGAGAAAAGGGUAAUUGGCUGAAAUGUUACUGAAUGUAAAAACCAAUGUGAUUUAUUUAAGUUAUUUUUUUUAAAUCUGACGUGUUAGUGUGUGUUGUAGUCGUGUGCAUUCUUUGUGACGCUGCAUCUUCUCAAUGUGACGAUGUGGGAGGCCUUUUCAACAUAAGAGCCCUUUUCUAAUGCUGUCUGUAUAUUUAUACUCUCCAAUGAUUUUAUUUGUUAGCGUUGAGGAUGUUUGUCGGUUUUUAAUAAUGUCUUUGUGGUUGUGUGAUGGGACUAUAAGGCAGUACAGGCUGUUACUUACAGUGGGUGACCACCAUCAUUGUGUGCACUCCUGGGUCAAGGUGACCAGUGGCAGAACUGCACUACUAAUUUCUUUCUGUUAUAUUCUGUCAAUGACUGUUGAGGGAGUGGCUUUUUUUAAUGAUUCCUAUUCGUUGUGACCAAACUGUAAAUGUAUUUUCCUAUGCAACACAUUCAUUGCACUCUCAGUGGACAGUUAUGAAUUUUAGCACUUGAGCAGUUACUGAUUUUAUUGUCUGUUGCUUUCAAGGUGUGAUUUAAAACAAAGUGGAUCUGUCAGAUGUUUAUAUCACUUUGUGUCAGAGGGAUAUGUUUGAGGAUCAGACGCUUCACUGUGGCCCUCAAAACAGAGGCUCAAAUUAUUUAUUAACUCAGUGUAAUAUUCAGGUUAUAAGUCCCUUCAGCUGUGCAUAGAUGAAUUUAGCACUUUUGGAGAAAUUGAUGGCUCCUCCUGACAGAGCAGUCAGCUGCUCUGGACACACAGGAGUUUGUGAGUCUCAGCAAAGUAAAGCAGUGUAUUUGACAAAACAGUAAAAGGUUACCUUGCAGUAAACCAGUGGCAUUUCUCCAGUCCUGCCUUUUGUUGGGCCUCAAACCAGCCCAGCUCCUCAGUUCAUAAGGGACCCACAUAGCAGUCGCCCAUUAUCACAGAGCCAAAGCAGGAGUACACAGUGUUGACUCCUUGCCUUUCAUAUCCUUCUUCCACAGAUGCAGUUCACAUAUACUCACUCAUAUAUCUGAUGAUAUUUCCCUUUUAUUCUCCUGAAUACUCUGAUUGAUUUUAUUAACUAGACUGAGAUAAACAGACCCUGGUUGGAAAUAUUUGCCUUCAGGGGUUUGUUCUUUGUAUAUGUAACAAAUGUCUCUCAGGAGUUAGAUCCACUGGUUUUCGCUCUGAAAAUCGAAUAUGUACUUUUUUUGAACCCUCUGGGGUUUAACUAGCAAAGCUCUGAGAGUCAACAACUGACUUAAAAGCCUUUUUAUUGUAGGAAUCCUGCAGAUAGCGUAGCCCUGCUCUUUCUAAGCAGCUGUUAGUGUUUUUACGGGAAUGUAUUUAUAUUCAUAACAGGGUAAAGUGGAUAUUCAUGAAUGCACUUUGGCUGUUUCACCUGGCGUGGGUAAACACUGCUGUGUGUGUGUGUGUGUUGACAUUUGAUACAGAAACAUCAGACAGGAAACUAACCUACUGUUCACUCAUUACUUUAGAUUGAGGGAGUUGAUUUAAACAAUCCAAUGACAAAUUGCUCUGAAUAAUCACAUUCAUAAACAACAGCUACACAUGUAGGUCAGACUGUAUCUGGUUAAAUGUCAAUGUGCAGCAUUGGACAAUAAAAAAGAAGAAGAAUUUAAUUUAAAGAUAAAAAUCUGGAUUUGGUUGACAUCUAUUGUAUUUGAGACGCUGACACAUAUCUGCUCGGAGACUUGCAACCUAAUACAGCCAUCUUUGUAUUUGUGUUGUUUGCAGCGGUGAUUUAGUUUCUUCUAAAACCUUUUUCUCCUGAAGCAUCUGGCCUGUUUUCUCCUCCUCCUGUGCUGCGUCACUCUGAGUCCAGCACGAGAAUCAAGUUACUCUUCAGAAAGUCAUGAGCUGAACCCAGUAACCUCACUGGGCCUUUGCUGUAUUGUACUGUAAAUUCUGCAUUUGUUAUUUCUGUCUGUCAGCUUCAAAUAAAUGUAUAUUUUGAUCCACUGUC